This is a messenger RNA of Rhagoletis pomonella (apple maggot), 1975 nucleotides long. Its product is annotated as protein tumorous imaginal discs, mitochondrial. Gene Ontology annotation, biological process: protein folding; response to heat; negative regulation of apoptotic process. Bases 44 to 1486 code for a protein of 480 amino acids. Gene Ontology annotation, molecular function: ATP binding; heat shock protein binding. The record is from RefSeq and is a predicted model, not a curated record. Lineage: Eukaryota; Metazoa; Arthropoda; Insecta; Diptera; Tephritidae. Gene Ontology annotation, cellular component: mitochondrion. The transcript is spliced from 2 exons.
AGCAGGUCUUGUAAAGCAUGGCCGCCGCUGUUACCGCAUAGGAAUGUUCCUUUCCGAAGAAGUUAUUGUGAAAAUGAUUUCGUCAGCUAAGACAAUUAAUCUACGUACAGUGCGUCAGCUUUCAAAUCGCGUUAUCAAUUGUUAUUCUGCCGAACGUUUGGCGGGGCAAUCAAUAUCACAAAGACGUUUCUUCGCCGGCUGGAAUGGACGUUGUAAAACAUUGCCGAGUUUGCUGCUGACAAAAACGCCAAGGCAGCAGCAGCGGUUUGGUAUACAUCUAACCAAUGUUUUGGACGCCAAAGACUAUUAUCAGAUUUUGGGCGUAGCUAAAAACGCUAGUGCUAAAGACAUUAAAAAGGCGUAUUAUCAGCUCGCUAAAAAGUAUCACCCGGAUACCAACAAGAAUGAUCCAGAUUCGGGCAAAAAAUUUCAAGAAGUUUCUGAAGCCUACGAAGUUCUGAGCGAUGAUACUAAGAGACGAGAAUAUGAUACAUAUGGCCAAACAUCUGAGAACAUCGGACGUGCUGGGGGCUUCGGGGGGCAGGGGCCACAAGGAUUUUCUCAAAGUUGGCAAUUUCGAUCAACAAUAGAUCCGGAAGAGCUGUUCCGUAAAAUAUUUGGAGAAGCAAACUUUCGGUCUAAUAGUUUUGACGACUUCGCCGAUUCAAAAUUUGGUUUCGGUGCUGCACAAGAGAUUGUCAUGGAUUUGACUUUUGCACAAGCAGCAAGAGGCGUUAAUAAGGACGUCAACGUAAACGUUGUCGAUACAUGUAUGAAAUGCAAUGGAUCGAAAUGUGAGCCUGGCACUAAACCCGGACGCUGCCAGUACUGUAAUGGUACAGGCAUGGAAACUAUUUCUACCGGCCCUUUCGUUAUGCGUUCUACUUGCCGUUAUUGCCAAGGCACACGACAAUACAUAAAAUAUCCUUGUACUGAGUGUGAAGGCAAGGGUCAAACGGUGCAGCGCAAGAAAGUUACCGUACCUGUGCCGGCAGGUAUCGAGAACGGACAGACAGUACGAAUGCAGGUUGGGCGUAAAGAACUUUUUGUAACCUUCCGCGUUGAACCGAGCAAAUAUUUCAAACGAGAGGGAGCUGAUGUACAUACUGAGGCUUCGAUUUCAAUAUCACAGGCAGUAUUUGGUGGUACUGUACGCGUACAAGGUGUAUACGAGGAUCAGUGGAUCAAUAUACCACCAGGUACGUCUUCACAUCACAAAGUAUUCCUACGUGGAAAGGGUUUAAAACGUGUAAAUGCGCAUGGACAUGGCGAUCACUACAUUAAUAUUAAAAUCGAAGCACCAAAAAAUCUUACAUCCGAACAAAAGGCAUUGCUGGAAGCAUAUGCAGAAUUGGAAACGGACACACCGGGACAGAUUAAUGGUAUUACCAGACGAAAAGAUGGCACCAAAAAGGCUACAACAGCGGACACCCCGAAAACGUUCCUAUCGAAAAUUAAAUCGCUCUUUAACAGACAGUCCAGUUAAUAUUAAAAAUUUUCAGUGUGGGUAUGGGUAGGACUUGAUGAUCACUCCGUUAUGUUAGGAACGACUUGGUCGACCAAACAAGUGUUUGCUUUAAUUGUUUUAGUUAGUAUAAUAGACGAUGGUAACGAAAUAAAAUAUAAAUUACUAUAUAUACUAGUUGUAACGAAAAAAGGUCUUCUAUUUAAAAUAACAAAUACAUUGAAGUUGAUAUUAACGACAAUGUAUAUUGAUCUAACAGGAGCCUGAUUCGUGCUGCUGAGAUGGAUUGGAGUAACACAUUGAUUAAUGGGUCAAUUAUGGAUGGCAACGCAACCCCAGUUGAGUUACCGUUGGGCAACGCUUGAAAUGAAAAUGUAUAGUAGGCAUAGCAACUAGAUAAGUUCUAUAAAGUUGAUAAUAAAAUUUUUAAGAACCUGCAACUAACACUUGACUGUAAAUAAGCUGAAGAAACAGUUGAAACAGGUUAAAAAUAAAUAAAUAAUUUCAAUC